Messenger RNA from Chelonia mydas (Green sea turtle), 7792 nucleotides. RefSeq names its product zinc finger protein 518B (gene ZNF518B). Bases 333 to 3506 code for a protein of 1057 amino acids. The record is from RefSeq and is a predicted model, not a curated record. The transcript is spliced from 3 exons. Gene Ontology annotation, biological process: regulation of DNA-templated transcription. Gene Ontology annotation, molecular function: RNA polymerase II cis-regulatory region sequence-specific DNA binding; DNA-binding transcription factor activity, RNA polymerase II-specific. Lineage: Eukaryota; Metazoa; Chordata; Testudines; Cheloniidae.
GGCGCUGAGGUCAGUUCCGCUGUACGCUCGCUGGCUGCUGCGCUCGGCGCAGGGCGUGGAGUCGCGUCGGCGCGCUCUGAGCGCGCGUGGGGGGCGCAGGCUCACCCACGGAGGUGCUGCAAGUUGAGAGAAUCCAGUAGAGAACUGAAAAUAGAGUUUUAUGGUUUCAGAACUUGAAGCAAUACUUAUUCAUAAAGAUAAAAAUACACACUCUCCAGAGCAGUUGCCUGAAUGAUAGCUAAGCAACGCAUUUGAGAGACUGUCACUAUAAAAAUUGUUUGUGUCCAUUGCCAUUGUAUUUGACUAAACUGGCAAGAGCCACUUGUUUUGAAAUGCAGAUAAAGAAAAUGAGGGAAAUUUUACCAAAACUGUAUACAAGCCAAGUUAAUGACAUAAAUAAUUCUUUGACUACAUCUCCAAAGCAAGCCAAUGAGGAUGAAGCAAAUCAACCAAAAGGGACUGAAGGCCAGAAUUGUGUCUAUCAAGGGGCUGAAGCUGAGGAUAAGCUGCCAUUGGUCCUUUGUAUAAAGUGCAGAAGUGUGCAGAAACUUCCAGUACAUGACUUACUAAAGCAUAACAAACCCAGGCAGACUGAAGACAAAAGUUUCAUUUGCGGCAGCUGCAGUCUGAAUACGCCACCGACUUUCCAUUGUGUAGCUGACAGUGCCACUGCCAUAGAUUUAGAAAAUCAAGAAAAACCAUCCCUAAGUAAAACUCAGAAAACAUUUAAAGUAAAAAACUUUCAACCAGACAAAUAUUACUGUGAUAAAUGUCGAUUUUCAACAAAGGAUCCUUUGCAGUAUAAAAAGCAUGUAGUUCAGCAUGAGGAGAUUAAAUUUGUGUGCUCCCACUGUAGCUAUGUAUCCUACACCAAAGGAGAAUUCCAACGGCAUUUGGUGAAACAUACUGGAACUUUUCCAUAUCAAUGUGAAUACUGUGAAUAUGGUGCUGUUAGGCAUGAUUAUAUAGUAAAACAUACCAGAAGAGUACAUGAAACAGUUACUGAGAAGGGGCCAAUGAAUAUGGUUACAAAACAAGAGCAAAAGAGAUCUUGCUUACCAAAGAGAAGCACUUUGUUUUCUGAAAAGCAGAAGUGUGAUCAAAAAAUUCCUCUUCGGAGUGAGCCUUCAGAUUUAUCAUCAAGUACAACUUGCAGCAAAAUGCAAGAUGAAAUGAACAAAACAGUUUGUUUGUCUGGCGAUGUAGAAUGUAGCCUAGGUACGACAUCAGUCCGAGAUAAAACUGUAUUGGAACCAGCUGAAGUAAACAUAUAUGAGAACCAAAAUGUGGAAGUUGAAGUUUAUUCUCCAAAAAAAGAGCCCAUACAGCCGGGAAUGCCAUUAACAGUGAUUGCACCUUCAGAACUUGUAGUUCCUUCUAACUGCUUAGCUCAGUUAUUAGACAUAAAAAUAGUGAAUGGCACACAGCAGUUGGUUCUUAAACUUAUUCCUCUGAAAGAAACAAGUAAUAAACCUAUAAACUGUAAAGAAGAGGAACUCAGGAAUCAAGGUGCAGAACAAACAGAGACAGGAAAAAGAAUAACUUCUGUUGCUCAAAAUGAAUUAACCACUGAAGCAACUGUAAAUUUAUCUAGUGUUAGUAACAUGCUUGCUUCGGAUAAUAAAUACAAAAAGAACUCUGAAUGUCUUAAUUCAUCCAAUUCUGACUGUAACUCAAAUGUACCUAGGCAGGAUAAAUCACAAAUAAGUUGUCCUAAAUCCUCAAAUAAGGAAAAAUACGCAAAAAAUGAUUUAUACUGUUCUAAAGAGACUCUGGACAUGUCCACAUGUGCAUAUGCUGCUUCCUCUGAAAGUGAUAGAUCCCAGACUGUUUUGUUGCAGGCGGCUCAGAAGAGCAGCAGUUCCUCUUCAUCUCCUGCCCUUGGAGAAAAGGACAUAUUGCCUUUUAAUGGUGAUGACAAAAAAUGCAGGAGCCAGAUCAUUAGCUCUCUGGAAAAACAUUUGUUUGAUACCUGUUUGGUUAAAGAAUCUUUUAAAACUUCUCAAGGAUGGGGAGAGUUCUCUUUAAAUAAAAGUGCAUCUUUAGAGGAAUCAAGUGUUGGCUUAAGUAAAUUAAACAGAGAGAUCUCUGAUUGUCAAAAUAAUCCUUUAGAAGCUUUAGAACUGCAGAAUGUAGAAAAUAAGGACAGCCCUCCUGAGGGUCCUGUCAUUUCAUCUGUAUUUUCCCUUAGCUCUGGGGCUGAAAACAUCCCAGAGGGAAUCAAGUGGGAUAAUACUGCAUGCAAUAAAAAGUCAACAACAAUGUUGUGUAGAAAGAUUGCUCAGUUGAUGUCUGCUGCGGAGUGUAAUGUGAAAUCUACAUUGAUUGCUUCACCUAUGCCUGUUAGAUGUUGUGCUUCUAAUAAGAAGAUGCCUUUGCCUCAGGAAACUUUAGCAAACUCUGAAAAAAAAGUUCCUGCUACUGAAUUGGAACAAUUUGCAUCUUCACUUCAAACACCGCAGAAUGGUGGGAUUGGUAAUGAACUGUGUAAUAAACAACCAUCACAAUCACGGUCAGCUACAACAAAAGCUAAAAGUAGAAUGACUAAAAACACUCACAUUGCUACUCCAGUGUUCAUUCCAAAAGGGACAGUGCUGAAGGUCUUGAAUGUCACUAGGAGUGAGAACACAAAAGAAGCAGGAGAUAAGAACGAAAUGUCAUCUGCUACAAUGUGUUGUAACGAAAUGUUUCUACCACGACCAGUUCCUUUCAGCAUUUCUGAGAAACUAAGCAGUAACCUACCUUUGCCAAAUGAGAGUGAACUUAAUGAGCAGUCCAGAAAUCAAAAUAUGUCACUUAGGCACAGACCAAAAAGAGAGGCUAAUGCAAAAAGUAAUAGCAAACAAAAUUUUGUACUACUGCAUCAGAAAAGUGAUGAGCUAAGUAAGCAGAGCAAACUUACUUCAAAGGAUCAACUUGGACCUAAAAAUAAGGUAAAACAAGCAAAGUCCAGGGAUUAUUUGUCUAAGAAGAAAACAAGAAUUUACUCAGAAACCAGUUGCAUAUCUGAGGCGAUGCCUCUUUUGACAGCAAGGCGUCUUAGGCUUGUACCACUUAGAGAACAUCAGUUGAUAAAAUGUCCUCGUCGUAACCAGCCUGUAGUUGUAUUAAAUCAUCCUGAUGUUGAUUCAGCAGAGGUAAUUAAUAUAAUGAAAAUUGUCAACAAGUAUAAAGGCAAUAUUGUGAAAGUUGUUUUAUCAGAAAGAACGAGUAGUUGUCUUGGUGUGAAACAGUAUAAUAAACGGCUUACAUUUCAGAACUUGGAAACAACAAGCCAAAUGAAAAAACAGAACUUUUUAAAAAUGAAGCUAAAAAAGACCCAUAAAAACAACUACCGGGUAGUGGAAACUUCACCAGCUAAAACACUGCAGUGUAUGUUUAAGUGUUGGUUUUGUGGAAGGAUAUAUGUAGACCAGGAAGAAUGGAUAAGUCAUGGACAGAGACAUUUGAUAGAAGCAACCAAAGGCUGGGAUGUUCUUUUUCUUCCUCUAGAAAGCCACAAGUGAGAAACUGUCAGUUUACUGCUCUUAUUUUAACGUGAGUUGCAUUAAUUUGUUUGGAAAGGGAGACAGUAAAUAUUUUACUGGAGGGUUUUUAUAUUUGGCAGGUGGGAGAGUGGUAAUAGGAAUUAUAAACUGUAUGAGAAGCCACUCUUGAGCACUAAACACUACAUAGCACUUGGAUGCCUGAAAUAAGUGUUAUGGCUAUCCCUUGCUUUUUUGAAAGAGACCUGGAAAUGAUUUGCUCUGAAAACAUUCUAGUGCAAUUCUCUUCACUAGGACACUAUAUGCCGUAACGUUAUGUUGCGAGUUCAAUAGGGAUUUAAAAUAUCAACUAUAUGACCUGUGUGAAAUUAAUUGAAUUCAGUCUGAUUUUACUACUACAGCUUAGUGGUUCAGAGGUCAGGCAUAAGUCUAAUGAAGAGUAUCUUUGACUCCUAUGAAUAAAAAAAGUGUGCAUCGUAAUUUAGUAGCAAAUUUAAAAAAAAUGCCAUAGUGGGGAAAAAACUGGUGCUGAAUCUGAUUAAACUCCAAUUUUAAGGAACAGAAGUAACUCCACUGACUUCAGUGGAGCUACACCACUGUACAUGAGCAAUUGGUGAGAUCAGAAUCAGACCCACAAUGUGGAAUGGCAAGGAAAGCUUAAUUCUGUGUUGUACAGUCAGGGGCCAAGUUGUGUCUUGUGCCACACAAGUGUAAGAGCAGGAAGAUGACACAGGUGACUACUUACUGUGCAAGCAAGCAGAAGCUCAACUUAAAGUGCUUGAAAUGAGGUCUGGCUUCUUUACUGGCUGGCAUGAUGUGAUUCCGAUGGAUUGUGCAUGCUGUAGGGCAUAAUGAUCAGUGCUAUGUGUAAUCCAAUUAGAAAUGUACACUUUCAGGAUAGAGCCUUUAACCAGGACCCCAGCCAGCCUAGCAGCUAGUGCCUAGAUAGGAAGAACUAGCUGGAGAACCAAACUGCUGCCUUGAAAAAGAGAGAUUAUGUUGCAGAACUCUACAUUGCCAGUACCUAUCCACAUUUUCUGUAGAAUCUUUGUUUUGACAUCCUAAAUUUGAAGAUUUUGCAUGUUAGAAUCUACACAUGUAAACCUCAAUUCAGCAAGCUACUUACUACUACUACUAAUAAUAAGCACAUGCCUAAUCAACUCCCAUCGAUUGCUGUGUGACUACUCAGUGAAGUCAAUAGGAUGACUCAUGUGCUAAGUGCCUGGCUGAAUGAAGGUGAGUUUUUAGUGGGGAAGGAGGAUGGUUGAUAGUGAAGUUUAAUAACUGGCCACUGUACAUGUAUAGAAUUUUCUCGGUUAUCUUGUCACAAAUUGUAAACCAUUUUAUUUUUUUAAAUUUCAUGUACAGCAAGUGAUGAAUUGAGCACAUAUUUUGCAGUCACAUUUCUACAGGUAAAAAAAUAAUUAAUUUGAUGCUGGAGAUAUAUUAUACAUUUGAAUUUUGUAUAAAUGCCUGUAGUUCCUAAUUGUUAACAGUGGAAAAACACAUUUUGUUAAAAAAACAAACAAAAAAACAAAACAAAAAACCCCACAACUCCUCCAGCCCCCGCAACAACCUACUAAUCUGGGAAUAUUUUUUUGUUUUUUUUUAUACUCUAGAAAAUUAAACAUGGUUUUGAUAAGGUAUGUACUAUAUCUGUAUUGAAAUGUAAAUAUUUUGAAACUAUAAAGCACAUCUUGAGACUUGGGUCUAAUUUACAAAAACAGUUAUGUGAAACUUUUCUGUCAGACCAUUUUGCAAUACAAUAUUAAACUCUUUAGAUAUCUGGUGCUUUCAGAAAGGAGAUCUUGUAUUACUUUGCAAUUUUUGUAUCAUAGUGAAAGGCUAAACUGUUCAAUGGAAUACAGUUUGUAUUAUCUCUGUUUUUUUCAGUAAUUAAAUGACUGUUCUUAUUUUGAAACAGGAAUUUAUAUUUUUUUAGACUGGUACAGUAGAGAUUUUCACUUUGUGUUCUUUGAAGCGAAACAUCAUCAUGUUUCAAUUUUUUAAAUUGUGAAAAUAGUUUCAACUUCUAAAUCUGUCAUAUCAGAUUUUAAUAAAUAUUGAAACUGCUAACAUAUGAAAAACCACUUCUGGCCAAAUUCGUUCUCACUUACAUUCAUCCACCCAGGCAGAUGUUUGAACCUACUUGAGUUUCUGUAGAAGCUGUUAAGGAAAUACUUUUGAAUCCUCUGUUUGUUUGGCAAAAUAUGACUGACAUCUUUUAAUCUUUAAUCAAUUUUGUAUUCUUAAAAAUUGUGCUGCGUGCAGGAUUAUAAACAGAUUGUAGAUGGGUUUAGGGUGUUUUUCUUUGCUUAUUUUAGUAAACAAAGACUGUUCUUUGUAUCUCAUUUGUUAAUCUACAUGUAACUGUUCUCCCUGUAUUAAAUUUACAAAAUAUAAGUGUUUUUGUAUUAACAUGAACAUUUUUUGUAAAUCGAAUUGUAUGGUGGAUAUAAAAAUUUGACAGCAGAUCUCAUGCCUUCUUCUCUUGCCAAGGACAUCCAAAUUCUGGCCAGAUGGGUGUGUAUCUAAUUUUUUUUAUUAUUUAUUUAUUUAUUUAUUUAUUGAUAUAGUAUUGUAUUUGGAUAGUUUUCCUUCUGGAAUUUUAUUAGUUUUGUGACUUGAGAUAAAGAGUGUGACCCAGAUUCUCUCUGUCCUGAGCUUCAUUUGAUGGAGUAUGUUCCAGGAGAGAGGCUGUCUGGGAGUUAGUUAUGGCUUUCAGAUUCUCAGGGCAGAUCUGCACCUUGAUGAGCCCAGUAGAAGUUAGAACAGGGGUUGGAAUACCCUAUUUGGGUUCUGUAACAAUUUUCUUCCUGCAUCCUGCCAGACAAGAUACUCUUUCUUGUUCCUGAUUUGUUAAAGGACCCAUGACUGAUUCUGUUUUCUGUUAUAUUUUAAUCAUCAGAAACAAGGUUUGCCCUAUACAUUCAAGCUGAAUUUAAACUACAGUAUGCAUCCGAUGAAGUGAGCUGUAGCUCAUGAAAGCUUAUGCUCAAAUAAAUUGGUUAGUCUCUAAGGUGCCACAAGUACUCCUUUUCUUUUUGCGAAUACAGACUAACACGGCUGUUACUCUGAAACCUACAGAAACCUUAUAAAUCUCAAAUGGUGUGUGUAAAAUCCUUUUUGUACAAACUUUAGUGUGUGUAUUUUUAAAGAGGCCAGAAUUAUGCUCUAGUCUAGUGCCUCUUGACUAUGAUUUUCUCUCAAGUUUGCAAAGGAUGUGAAUUCAGUGGGACUAAUUGCGUGAAUAAUCUUACCUCCAUAAGGGUUUGAAGAAUUGGGAAUUAAAUGCAAGCCUCUGUUACUGGAGCUAAAGAAUAAUUACUGUUAAGUCUUACUACUAGGGAUGACUAUCUCAUGGAGGUCAGCCCUAAAGUCUGAUCCAGUGGUUGUUGAAGUCUGUUGAAAGACUGUAAUUGAUUUCAUGGAUAUUGGAUUGGUCCCCUACUGAGCAGGUGAUUCCAUUGUUUAAAACCCACCUGCAGUCUGCACCAGUAGUGAAAAGGUUAAACAGUAUAAGUGCCAAGUUAGAUGCAACUUCUCUGAGUUUAAAUGCAGGAAUAUUUUGUAAUGAAAUUCUAAUAUAUUACAUUGUUUUGUUUCAUGGAUUUAUUUUGUAUUCCUAGUGACUUUUCAAAUAACAGAGAGGUUUUGUUAAUAUAAGCAAUAAAACAAUUUGUCAGUUAUCAGCAAGACAGGGAAAAUAUUGCUCAGAAGUUAGCUGCUGUUCAUACCUUUUUGUGCAGUUGUACUAUGACAUUUGUACAUGCCGCAACACCCUUUAUUUGAAGUUUCACUUUUGUAUAUUACUUAAUUUUAAUCACGCACAGCAGAGUACAAUUUGAUCUAGUCUCAUAUAUGAGAAAUGACAUUUCAUAGACUUUUCUCAAGAAUUAGAACUCUUCAUUGUAUUCAUGUUGAACUCAAAUCUAAUCUAAUUUCUACACAGAUUUUAAAUAUUAAAGUGUUCUUAUUUUUACAUUUAUACAAACAGAUUGAAAUCACUUAGGGUAAGAAGCAUCUUCUGUUCAACUUAAAAGGAUGUGUUAGGUAACAUUGUUCUCUCUGGAUUCCAGACUUAUCCUUUCCAUCAAUAAGUGUUAUGGGAACACAUGUGUAGAAGUCAAUGAUUUCUUGCACAGAAUCAAACUUCUGAAAAACAUUAAACAAUUGAACACAGAAAUGCUGAAAAUCCUUAUCUUCUGAUAUGAAACAGUGAAUCCAAGUCUGGCUAUUUGGCACUGGAUGAAAGAGAUUGAAAAAAAUAUCACUGUGGCUGAAGAAAAGCACAGAACUAUGAUAAG